AUGGCUACUAUGGCAAUGCGUCAAUCGCCUGAUAUGGCAAACGGCAGCUCUAACCCCCAGAUUUCCAAUGGAGCGCAAAGAGCUCCAGCAAGGCGCAAUCGUCAAAAGACUCCUUCUGCGGAAAGCUCCGAAUACGAGGCGGAAUAUGAUAACCCGAAGACGGCCCAGACCAGUGGGAGCGAUGGCCUUGCGCCAGGACAGGGAGACAAGUCUUUCUCGGCCAGGGCCCGAAACCAGCCCGAGGCAAACCUGAACUAUACAACCCGCAAGCCGAUUCCUCCAUCGACACCAGAGUUAUCAGAGAAAUCGUCCACACCGCGAGGUCUUUCCACAGAGCCCUAUCACCCAGAACCCAGUGCAAAAAUGCCUGAGAUCCAGGUCCAGUCACCACCACCUGCACCAGUUGUGUCUUCGCCCCCGACUCGGUCCAACACCACACGUUCGAUCUCCGCCAAUGACUCGCGGCCAGACUGGGCAUCAGAGCGAUCACCUCUUCAAAAGUUGGAGGUAACCUUAACUGGAAUCAGCAAGGAAGAGAAGCGAGCACGAGUACAACAGGCAGAAAUCAAAGCCCGAGAGCGACUUGCGCGCAAGAAAGCCGAACAAGAGAAAGCCGAAUUAGCGGCAUCAUUAGCACGCGAAGCAUCAACACAACGUGCGCAGCCAGAAAGCGAACCAUCCCCCGGCGCAGCCAGACGGAAUGAACAGAGAGAUAUUCCAAUUGGGGAUCGAAAAGAGGACGGCAUGCGAAAUGGACACGCAGCUACACCACCACAACAGCGACAACCAAGCAUAGCUGUGCGUCACAAUCGGACAGUUUCAGCAAAUCCCCAAUAUCAAUAUAACCGCCGCCCCGAAGAACCCCAAUAUACACGCGCAGAAGCUGCCAUCCCACUCUCAGCUAAGAUAGGCAAUGUGCCUAGGCGAUCAGUCACAGUGAGCGGACCUGCCGCGAAACCAGCACCUGCCAACAAUAUCAGCCACAGUCGAUCGAUGUCUCAAGCGGGUCCUCGACCUAUGAAGGCUUCCGGUGCUCUAAGAGCGGAGACAACAGACGAAAUGUUAACACCACCUCGUGCGCAAGAUAGCGCCGAGUCGCAAGUCAGGCCCAAGAAACAAUCUAAACAGUCUGUGUCUUUCAAUGUCCCGCCGCCUACGCCCCCGCCAAUCUUUGAAUGGAGGAAUGCACAGCCUGCUAGGCUUGCGGCCCUUGACUUCGAUAUCCAGAAUUUUGAUGUGGAGCGCAGCAAAGCGUGGUGGGCAGGUGCCAGUAACGAAGAUCGUAGAAAGAGCAGGGCUCUUCCUAAGAACUACAAAUCUCCUGCUCAGAAGCUGACAGGAAUGACUGAGCACAAAAAUUUCCAACCCCAGCUAUUCUUGCGAUGUGGACCUUUGCUACGAUACACAGGUAUCCAGCGAGCUAGGCUUGAUAGAGCCAGCGGCCCCAUUGAAAAGGAUAUAUGGCGAGGAUCUAUCAUGAUAGUGACUAAAGAUUCCCGCUCCUCCUACGACACUCCACCCACACUGAGACUAUUCUCUCAACCGAUGGAUCUUCUUCCUCCUCCACCCGUGGAGAUCAGCCAUGAAGAUGGAAUGCAACUGGCUCCUGAAUAUGUCGACCCAACAGCUGGGCUCAUGAAAGUCGGCCGUGAUGGGCGGCCCCUUUACGUGAGACCAGUGGAACAUGUCGAGGAACAAGUCGACCUAUCGUUUGUAGAGAACGACGAUGGCAUCUACGAGCUCUCACCUAGCAUGGUCGACUAUACUAGUGAAGGCAUCAAACAGCCUAUGACUUCCACUCGGAUGCCUUCCGUCGACGGUGAGAUGGCGAGUUUGUACCGAGACAUUCCUGGAGCCCGUCUGUACGCCGAUGCCGCAAGAGAUGUAACGUUCUGGCGAUUCAACCUAGAGGUUGAACUGAGCACAACGCAACAGCGAAUCGCCUAUCGGAUCAACCAGGGACCCGCCCUGGGAUUCUGGGUGCCCCCAGCUGGAGAAUCCAUGAACAUUAUGUUUCACAGCGGCAACGGGUUCAGCCCCUCUGUGGACUCUGAUCGAGUCUGCGGGCCCGAUCCGCUUUGGCGAGAUAUUCUCAAUGAGCAUCAGACUCGUCCGUUCCAUGUAAUGAUCGGUGGAGGCGAUCAAAUCUUCAACGACUCGGGUAUCACAGAGUCGCCGUUCUUCCAAGAAUGGCUUAGGAUGAAAAACGCAGCCGAGAGAUAUGGGGCGUCAUUCACUCGCGAGUUCCGAGCUGAAUUAGAGCAGUUCUAUCUCGACCACUAUGCUGCAUGGUUCUCUCAGGGCCUCUUCUCGUUGGCGAACUCUCAAAUCCCCAUGGUCAACAUGUGGAAUGAUCAUGAAAUAUUUGAAGGCUUUGCUUCUUACCACGAUGAUUUCAUGCGGACUUCUGUUAUCUCUGGAAUUGGAAAGAUUGCUUUCAAGUAUUACCUGCUGUUCCAGCACCACAGUGUCCCCGAUGAAAUUGAGGCAGAUGAACCCAGCUGGCUUCUUGGUGCUCAUCCUGGUCCAUAUAUUGAGCAGAAAAGCCGGAACCUGUUUAUGUCUCUUGGUCAAGGGGUUUCAUUGUUGGGUCUUGACUGCCGCACUGAACGACGGAGCAAUGAGGUUCUCAGCGAAGAGACCUGUGAUUUAUUAUGGGACCGCUGCCACAGGGAGAUCAUGAAUGGAGAGACAAAACAUUUGAUCGUUCUUUCAAGUGUCCCUGUUGCUUACCCCCGAGUGGCAAUGCUCCGCAAUUUCAUGAACAGCCGCAAGUCACUUGGCAAGGCUGGAGUACUUGGCGGGCUUGUCAAUCGAUCUGGCCCAAAUGUGGAGGUCUUUGAUGACCAUUGGGCUGGCAAGCACCUCAAGUCUGAACGCACAUGGUUGAUUGAGGAUCUCCAGGAUCUGGCCGCAGAGAAAUCAGUCCGGAUCACAAUACUCAGUGGUGAUGUCCAUCUCGCUGCAAUCGGGCAGUUCUAUUCGAAUCCCAAAUUGAAUAUCGCCAAAGACCACGAUUACCGAUACAUGCCGAAUGUCAUUUCAUCUGCUAUUGCAGACAUUCCGGAGACCGAUCUUAUUGCGGAUAUGAUCAACAAGCGGAGUACGCUCCACCACAUGGACUCGAACACCGACGAGGAUGUCGUCCCCAUCUUUUUCCAGGAUGUGAAUGGCAAGGCUCGAAACAACAAACGAUUACUACCUCGGCGAAACUGGUGUUCGAUCCGUGAGUAUAAGCCCGGAUCUACUCCACCUGAUACACCUGAGUCAGAGAUAAUAGAGGCCCCGGAACCUCGGCCAAAUAAGCUGCAGCGGACGUUGUCGCUGGGUCGUGGAGACCAGGGAUCUACCGGGAAGCCUGGUAUUCUCAGGCGCCUUUCCACCCGUGGACCACCUCCUACGAGGACUAUGAGCUUCAAUCGUGGCGAUGAAGCUACUUUCAAUCGACGUGCAAGCUUGGAUGGGCCUACUCAGCCCCACGAGAACGGAGACAGCUAUUUCCCAGGGACCGGAGCCGCGCCACCUCCACGACCCGGCAGCUUCCACCGGCGACCAACAAAUCUCAGCCAAAAAGCGGCAAGGAAAGCGGCGAAGAUGGGAGAUAACGGCGCAGGCGCCUACAUCAACCUCGAGGGCGGGCUCGCCAUCACUUUGAACCUCGAGAUCAGUCCACAAGACCCAUCUGGGGUCACCGCACCCUACAAACUGCUCGUCCCAGCACUACACUACAACGGAACCGAGUACGACCCGCCCCCAGCGCAGAUUGUCAAGGGCUGGAGAAAGUUCCUACCCCGCCGCAAAAAGAACGGGGAAGCAGGUGGACGGCCCGAAGCAGAUGAUUACAGUGACGACGAACAAGACGACUACGAGGACUACGACCUUAUCAAUAAUACCCGCGCUAACGCUGCCACUAGCCAACAACAUCAACCACAGUACGAGGGAUAUCCUGGGAGUGAAGAGGAGGAUGGAGAUUCUGAGGGCGAAGUCCCUCAACGUCCACCACGGCAGGUUAUGGCUGAACAAUCCCCCAGUCCUGAGGAGCAUAGCCGUCCGCGAAAGAAGAAGUGGUUCGGCGUAAUCUAA
Penicillium roqueforti is the source of this 4083-nucleotide messenger RNA. RefSeq lists its product as uncharacterized. Lineage: Eukaryota; Fungi; Ascomycota; Eurotiomycetes; Eurotiales; Aspergillaceae. Gene Ontology annotation, cellular component: membrane. The transcript is spliced from 5 exons. The coding region runs from base 1 to 4083 and encodes 1360 amino acids. The record is from RefSeq and is a predicted model, not a curated record.